AUGGCCAACCUCGACGAGACACAGAGUGAAGCCCACGGUGUUGCAGUUGAUUAUACGGUUCCACAUAUCUCUGUUUGGAAGGCGCCAUACCUGUGGAAAGCCAGCUUCUGUGUCGUUGGCUUAUGUUUAUUCUCAUCUGCCAAUGGCUACGAUGGGUCGCUUCUCAAUGGUCUACAAUCAUUAGACACCUGGCAAGUCUUCAUGGAGCAUCCUACGGGUGCCUGGCUCGGCUUCAUCAAUGCGAUAUACUGGAUAGGAACAUUCUUCGGUGCCCUUGUCGCAGCCUGGACAUCCAACAAGUUCGGUCGAAAAGUCGGUAUCUACUUCGGUAUCUCGCUACUUGUUGUUGGAAGCGCAUUGCAAGCUGCUGCACCUCACGAUAGUGCGUUCAUCGUUGCACGACUGAUCGUUGGUAUGAGCUCUGGUUUUCUCAAUAAUGCAGCGCCAUUACUGUUGAAUGAAAUUUCCUAUCCAACCCAUCGGCCUGUGGCAAACGCCUUGUUUAUGUGCGGCUACUAUCUUGGAGCAUUGAUUGCGGCUUGGGUGACAUUUGGUACUCGCGUGAUGGACUCCUCUUGGUCUUGGCGCAUUCCAUCUAUCACUCAAGUUUUAUGCCCCGUCCUCGCCCUACCCGCGCUCCUUAUGGUUCCCGAGAGCCCUCGCUGGCUUGUCUCUAUGAAUCGAGUUCCCGAGGCGCGUGCUGCUCUUGCCAACCUACAUGCAUCCGGAGACCUGAAUUCUCCGGUAGUUAAUCACCAGGUGAUUGACAUACAGCACACGUUAGAGUUGGAAGAGGAAAAUGCAAAAACAUCUGGAUAUGCAGAGAUGAUUUCGACCCCGGGUAAUCGCCACAGGCUUUUCAUCACUAUCUCUGUUGGCUUUUAUGCUCAAUGGGUCGGAAACGUGGUGGUGUCGUACUACCUUGCAUUGGUUCUGAAGAACAUUGGUAUUACGAAAACUAGAGAUCAACUUCUCAUAUCUGGCUGCCUCCAGAUUUGGAAUCUGAUCUUUGCCACGGUCGGAGCCUCCCUUGUGGAAAAAGUAGGCCGCCGGGUCUUAUUCUUGCUAUCUGGAGCCAUCAUGCUUGUCAGCUAUAUUACUAUCGCUGGCUUGUCGGGUGGAUUCUACACGACGAAAGUUCAGUCUAUCGGAACGGCUGUGGUGCCGUUUCUUUUCAUUUAUUUCGCAGGCUACGAUAUUGCUCUAACACCACUGUUAACUGCCUAUCCAUGCGAGGUAUGGCCGUACCGAUUGCGCUCGAAGGGGCUCAGUGUUGCGUGGAUCUCAGUCGUGUUUGGAAACAUGUUCAACACAUUUGUCAACCCUAUCGCCCUUGAUGCCAUCGGCUGGAAAUAUUACUUCGUUUUCGUGGCUGUUUUGAUCGCCUAUGAGAUUACAGUAUACUUAUACUACCCCGAGACAAAGGGACAUACGCUCGAAGAUAUGGCUGUUAUUUUCGACAAGGAUGAUGCCAUGACCAGUCAUGUUGGGGAAGAGUCAGAGGAGAAGACCGGCAGCACGGAGCUUGUGGAGCGGGUCUGA
Penicillium canariense is the source of this 1542-nucleotide messenger RNA. RefSeq names its product sugar transporter (hexose transporter). Gene Ontology annotation, biological process: carbohydrate transport; transmembrane transport. Bases 1 to 1542 code for a protein of 513 amino acids. Gene Ontology annotation, molecular function: carbohydrate:proton symporter activity. Gene Ontology annotation, cellular component: membrane. The transcript has 3 exons. Lineage: Eukaryota; Fungi; Ascomycota; Eurotiomycetes; Eurotiales; Aspergillaceae. The record is from RefSeq and is a predicted model, not a curated record.